CCUAUUUUGUUUGGAGUGACGUCACCCCUUCAUAAGAACAUGCAGGUCGACCGGCAGCAGCGCUUGAACUCUCCCCCCCUCCCGGAGGCUGGACUUCACCACAGUCAUGUUCCAGGUCAGCACCGACUCCCCGCGCGCGCCGUCCUGUCAGGAUGAGGGGCUGCUGGAGGGCUUGUUGGACUCUGCCGGCUCCUGCAGGGGAGGGGGUCUCUCGCUGGCGGAGGCUCUGCUCCCCCUGGUCUCCUCUUCCUCCCCCUCCUCUCCCUCCCCCAUGAUUUGCUCCACCAGGUACAAAACGGAGCUGUGCAGCAGCUACUCCUCCAGCGGCCUCUGCAGGUACGCGGACCGCUGCCAGUUCGCGCACGGCCUCCAGGAGCUGCACGCGCCCUUCCACCACCCCAAGUACAAGACGGAGUUGUGCCGCAGCUUCCACGCCACGGGGCACUGCUUCUACGGCAGCCGCUGUCUGUUCGUGCACAGCCCCGCGGAGCAGCGGCGCGCGCCGCGGCGCCGCAGGAACGUCCCGUGCCGCACCUUCCGCGCCUUCAGGGUGUGUCCGUUCGGGUCGCGGUGCAACUUCCUGCACGUCGGAGACGCGGAGUCCGGGGACCUCCCGGAGGAGAAGAGUCCACGUGGCGGCGGGCUGACCGACGUCCGGCAGCAGCGGGCCCCGGCGUGGAGGCCCCGCGGGGCCCUGUGCCGCUCCUUCAGCGCCUUCGGCUUCUGUCUGUACGGCACGCGCUGCCGCUUCCAGCACGGCCUGCCCAGCAUGAUCCAAACCUCUGGUUCCGAGUCCCCUCACAGACCGUCCCCACGGAGCUCCUCCAUCUCCUCCUCUCCCUCUCCGCCUCCUCUCGACACCCCCUCCUCCGAGCCCCCCCACAACGCCUUCACCUUCUCCAGCCAGCACCUGAGUGACCUGAUGGUGCCGCUGGCCCUCCACCUGCAGCAGCUGGAGAGCUCCAAGGCCCAGGAGAUCUGGGACCAGAGGGCUCUCUGACCCACACUUUUAUUCUUUUACCCUUUUUAGUUUUGGAAUUUAUUUUUUUAAGCCAACGUUGUUUUAAAAUUGUUUAACAUUAGGUUAACACUUGUUGAUCUUUAUUUGUAUCUGAAAUCCUGUCAUGAAUUUAAUAUUUCUUAAUAAAUUUGGAUGCCAGUG
Molecule: messenger RNA, 1162 nt
Organism: Oryzias latipes (Japanese medaka)
Lineage: Eukaryota; Metazoa; Chordata; Actinopteri; Beloniformes; Adrianichthyidae
Gene: cth1
Product: cysteine three histidine 1
Molecular function (GO): metal ion binding; mRNA binding
Source: RefSeq, a predicted model, not a curated record